GGAACCGCCAGUGACGAUAACUCUUCUCGCCAGUCCACCGUAGCUCCUCUAACACCUCUCUCGGUACUGGCCCUGCCACCUGCUUUCAGCGGAGUUGGCAGACCUUCACUAAAUCAUCAUUUGAAUCAACCACAGAAAGAAGCUCAUGGCCGCUAUGAAUGUCCUCCGUCACCGAGCCUGUCAUCAUCGUCCUCUGAAGAUCUUUCGGAGUCGAACAACGGCGCCGCGUCGGCCUCAUCCAGUGAGGCCAGCGGCAGCGAAGGCGGUGAAGAGGACGAUGAAGACAGUUCUUCGCAAACGGAGUGCGAGGAUGAAAGGACGCAUCAGCUGAGCAAACUGACCCGAUGGGGCUUGAGCCCACCGGUCUGGAGCAAGGAUUCUCAAUGGUCUCAAGUCGCGACCUUCAACGAGUUCACCGCUAUUCUGGCUCAGCUGCAGGACAUUCUGACGGAGCAGCUGCAGAAAGACAACUACAACACUUUCGGCAACCUACUGCACUUCUACAACGAGUUCAGAGCCAGCGGAGUUCCGAACGUCGAGAGCUUCUAUCGAAACUACGAAGCCCCGAUCGUCAGCAAUGGUCUGUCGUGCGUCGGCCUGUCCUUCCGUAUACGAGAUGCUAUCGUAGAACGUCUUCCUACGCUAAGACGUGCGGUGGUUCUCGCCUCAUGUGAAGAAUGGGUUGAAGAACUCGAUGAAUACGUGGAACAGCCCGAUCCUGGCAUAGAUACGGUAAAAGAGCACGUGAUGCUCGCAGUCCGCAUUCUAUGCCAAGAAACAAAUCAGAAGGCCCUGGUCAUUCUGGACAGCGGCUAUCACGUUCCGAAGACCAUUGUGGUGACAUCAGAUGGAUUGGAGCCUCACACCGGGAGAUUCGUUCAGAGCGAUACGCAGAAAUCUCGUAAAGAAUACGAGUUCCGUUGGAAAAACGACAACUACAUCCAAUGGGUCAUAAGCGAAACUCGCAAAGGGCACACCAGUACAUGGAACAACCUCAUAUACACCGGGGGAAACUACGGAUCUUCGCAGGGAUACUCGGAGAAACGGAAUUUGAUCUACGAUUUCCGUACCGUGGUAGCGCGUGAUGCCGGAGGUCCUUGUGCAGGCGUUUACGUCAAGUUCAACGAACCUAAUUGGAGUGCCAGCUAUACUCUUUUCUACAAAGACCUGAACGGACACCGAAUCGAAGCUAAAGUACCAGUGCACUCUGUUCUCCAAGGUGCUCACAUCCAAUGCGCCGGCGAGAUCGCCAAGAGACUCCGGAUCUCUGAUGAUAAAUUUCUCAUUCUGCUGGAGGACAUGGCUCGUAUGUACGAGGACCGUCCUUUCAUUCGAGAUCUGCUGUUCUUGAACUACGCCGUCGAUCCCUUCGACCAGGCGAAACCUCUGAUUGAUUAGAUGGAGUUUUCUCUUCUUUGCGAUUGCUUUGACAUUCUCUAUAUAAUCGAUCGCCGGAAUCGUGGAAGAACAGAUGCGAAGUGUAAGGCGAUCGUCACCGGCCGUACGAUCCGACAUCAUAUCUCAUCAUCAUGGUCUCGGACAUGAUUCUUCCUGUUUUCACCUGUGAAUUUGUUGGGGACGAACUCUCCUAAGAGUUCACGGGAUAUUUGCAGCUUCGCUAGACUUCAUUGCUUCGAGUUCGCAUUGCUGAGUUAGAUUGCCCAAAAGCACGAAUAAAACUUGUUUAUUUGGAAAAUCAAAGA
Messenger RNA from Galendromus occidentalis (western predatory mite), 1703 nucleotides. RefSeq lists its product as uncharacterized. The record is from RefSeq and is a predicted model, not a curated record. NCBI's taxonomy places the organism in Eukaryota, Metazoa, Arthropoda, Arachnida, Mesostigmata, Phytoseiidae. The annotation marks the transcript as partial. The transcript has 4 exons.